AUGGCAGCCAACACGCCCCAGCUCAAGGUUUUGUGUGUGGUGAAAGUUGCGGGCGACGGAAAUUGUUUGUUUCACGCUUUGGCCUUGCACGAGGGCAUCGGCAGCGCCGAGCUAAAGACCGAAGUGCUCGACUACAUGGGCAUCGUUGCUGAAGAAGAGCCAGCCCUGCGCGAAGCCUGGGCGGCGGAGGCAGACUAUUUGCGAAGCCAGGAGCCCGGCCACUGGGGAGGACAGAUGGCAAUCAUUGCCUAUUCCGCCAUGCGGCAAAAGCGGGUCAUCAUCCAUGAGAAGUCUGACGAGGGCAACGUGAAGGUCGAGGAACAUAGCCACACGUCCGUGGCUGGCAAGGACGACGUCGACACAGUGCAUAUCCUCUACAAUGGCGUGAACCAUUACGAUGCUUUGCUGGAAAUUGAAGACCCUGCCGGAUUCUCACCGGCCUGGCCACAGCCACCACCGCCGCAAUAUGUUGCAGCAGAGACGAUCCGAGAAGAAGCUUCCAACAAUGCUAAGGAAGAGUUUCCACCGUUGCGGACAACGAGCAAAGCCGCUCCAGCAUUGAAGAGGUCAAACUUCAGGGCGCCCAAGCCAAAGAAGAACGCUAGCAAACAGAAAGCCAAGAAGGACGAGGCGCCUGCGCCCAAAGCUGCUGCCAUUCCAGAGCACCCGAUGGAGCCAGAAGCUGACCUACUGGAGGACCUCACAGCCUGCCACAUUGCCGCUGCAUCGUUGCAUCCCCAUCGCUUGGUCGAAGACAUGAUCAAGGAGUUGAAAACAACCGCCGUAGCUUCAUGCGACUUGGCUACCCGCCGCAUGCGGGAACACCCCACCGUUCCACCCGGUGCCGCUGUCACGGACAAAGAUACCGGUCACCUUUGGCCACGGGUGUUCUGCGCCUUUGAAGGCUGCAGCUGGGCCGAGCUAGAUGGCGCGGAAAUUGCUUUGCACCGCCACUUGCUGGAACAUCACGCCCAAGAGCUGCAAAGCAUUGCCCAGCACAUGUUGCGCAAUAGCGCAGAAGACGCUUUGUUCAGCGUGUACGCAGCUGCGGUGGCAGAGAAAUGCCGCGCGCAGGCACCCCUGGCUGGCGCUUCUUUUGACCGCAAAGCGUUGAAGUCACUCUCUGACGCCAUGGCCGGGGAACAGGCUCGGGCUCAGAAGACCAAACUCGACACGAAGCCGCAAGCAACUUCACAGAUUAGCUAUUCUGAAACUAGCAGUUUCCGGUACAGGCUUCAAAUGUUAAUCCGGCUUGGUGUCGGGCCUGAGGUCGAAUCCCUGGUUUGUAUGUGCUGUGGUGGGGUCUAUCCAUACGUGAGCGAGGUUGCGGAGAAGGGCGACAUCCAAUGGCGCAAGCCGCUUCAGCACGACCCCUCGACGGACGAUCUCAAAUUCUUCGGGCUUAGCUUCGCCAGCGCGCAAGGUUUAAUUGGGCUAGAGGCUUAUCUUGACCGAUAUGACCUGAUCAGCCAGGGCACUGAUACGGACCACAAGUUGUCAGACCACGAGAACUUUGAAGAUUGGACUCUCAAGUUGGGAAGCGG
Messenger RNA from Durusdinium trenchii, 1544 nucleotides. Lineage: Eukaryota; Dinophyceae; Suessiales; Symbiodiniaceae. The record is from the annotation of a GenBank genome assembly.